CAUUAAGAUGUGGAGGUAUCCGGUGUGGUUGGAGAGAAGCAUGUCAGCCCUGUAAGAAAACGUGUGUUUACAGGUUUCAGGGCUGGAGAACUGAGCGGAGCUGCUUAUUAUAAUAAUAAGUGUAGUACAGCGAGGCGCUGGCCGGGUCUGGCCGCUUCAGCGGGCUUAACUGCGGGGAGCGGAGGAGUAUAUUAUACAGAGUUUAGAGCUGCUGCUGCUGCUCUAUGUGCUUUAGUAGCUCUAUAGAGUAAAUCUGAUCAGAAUGGCUUCACUCACUUUAUUCGUGUCUAAUUUACCCGCUUCAGCCAGCAGUGCUGGUCUGGAGGAGCUGUUCUCUGAGGUCGGGCCGGUGAAGCGCUGCUUCGUGGUUAAAGAUAAAGGAUCAGAGAAAUGUCGUGGAUUCGGCUAUGUUACAUACUCCAUGGCAGAGGACGCCCAACGAGCUCAGAAUGAAAUGAAACAGUAUGACGGACGCAAAAUAACCGUCGUUCCGGCAAAGAAAAAGAUUCUUAAGCAAAAACAAGGAAGCAAGAAAGCCCCACAAGAAACAGAAGGUUCCAAAGAGGCAGCAGAAACUGAACACUCUGAAGAGACAUCAGAAACCAAAUGUUCUGAAGAGGCAUCAGAAAAAAAAAGUCCUCAGAAGUCUAAAGGGACCAGAAACAAUUCGAAGAAAGCCAGGCUUAUCAUCAGAAAUCUUAGUUUUAAAUGCUCUGAGGAAGAGCUCAAAGAAACCUUCUCAAAGUUUGGAACUGUCCUGGAGGCUACAAUCCCUCUCAAACCAGAUGGGAAGAAACGAGGCUUUGCUUUUGUACAGUUUAAAAACAUGCUUGAAGCAGGAAAAGCGAUUGCAGCUACAAACAUGAAAGAAAUUAAAGACAGACAGGUUGCUGUAGACUGGGCUGUGUCGAAAGAUAAGUAUACGAGUACUCAGUCAGGCGCAGCUUCAGGAAAUAAAAAAGAUCUCAACGCUUCAGUGGAGACAGAAGAUGACAUAGAUGAAAAUGAACCUCCAAAGAAAAAGUCCAAACCACAGCUAAAGAAGGAAGAAGACGACAAUGACGACGAUGAAGACGAUGAUGAAGAUGAUGACAACAGUGAAGGUGAGGAGGAGGAAGAGGAUGAUGAGUCUCAGGAAGCUGACAGUGAUGAUAGUGGACCUGCAUCAGAUGACGACGAUGAUGAUGAUGAUGAUGAUGAUGAUGAUGAUGAUGAUGAUGAUGAUGAUGAUGAUGACGACGACGACGACGACGACGACGACGAUGAAGAAAGUGAUCAGAAGAAAAAGAAGAAACAGAAGAAGACCCUUCCAUCUGAUGUGAAUGAAGGAAGAACUGUGUUUAUCAGAAACCUGUCCUUUGACUCGGAGGAGGAGGGAAUUGAAGAGUGUCUGUUACAGUUUGGAGAGCUGAACUAUGUGCGGGUGGUGCUGCAUCCUGAAACAGGACACUCAAAAGGCUGUGCCUUUGCUCAGUUCAAAUCUAAAGAGGCAGCAGAGAAAUGUCUGGCAGCUGCUGAGAACGACUCUGAGGCUGGUGGACUGAGGGUUGAUGGGCGGAAGUUGAAUAUUGUGUUGGCGGUGAGCAGAGAGAGUGCUACUAAACUGAAGACGAAUAAAGUGAAACUGCACAAAGGAUCCAGGAAUCUCUACCUGGCCAGAGAGGGAUUGAUUCGUGCUGGAACCAAAACAGCAGAAGGAGUGUCCAGCGCUGAUAUGGCCAAAAGGACACGGUUUGAGGACCUUAAGAGGGCGAAACUCAAGGAUGUGAACGUGUUUGUAUCCAAAACGAGACUGUGUAUUCAUAAUCUCCCCAAAGCUGUGGACCGACAACGCCUCUUUAAGCUCUGCCUAUUGGCUGCAGGGGGAGGCAAGGGGGUCCGCAUUACUGAGUGUCAUGUGAUGUAUGACAGGAAGCCGGUGCGAGGUCAGGUGGUUGGAAAGUCUCUAGGCUACGGUUUUGUGGAAUUUAAGGAGCAUGAGCACGCACUUCAGGCGCUGCGCCACCUUAACAACAACCCCACCAUCUUCACUGAUAACAAGAGGCCUAUCGUGGAGUUUUCUUUGGAGGAUGGAAGGAAGUUAAAACUGAAGGCCAUGAGACAGCAGAAGAGCAAGGAAAAACCUGCCCCUAACUCUGCAGCUCAGAAGAAUCCAUCCCAAAAAGCUGGAGAACAAGAAGGAGGUAGCAAGAAGCCCAAGCAGAAGAAAUCUCCUGGGAAGAAUAAACCUGCUGGAACUAAAUCUGACCACAGGCAGCAGAACAAAGGAGCACAGAGUGGUCACUUCUCAGGUUUCAGGACCAAGGCAGAAGUGGAACACGUGGAAAUGGAGGACGGCAAAAAACGGCAGAAGGUUCUUCCCAUGCCCUCACACAGGGGUCCAAAGAUCAGGCACAGAGAUAAAGGAAAACAGCAGCCUCAGUCCAAGAAAGCGAAGAGAGGAUUGAGCAGGAAGGACAGAAAAGCAUCGUUUUCGCUGGAGAAACCCAACCAGAAUAAGAAACAGAGCGCUAAACCAGUGAAGAGACAUCCCCGGAACAAAGACAAUGACCGCUUUGACAAUCUGGUGGCGCAGUACAAGAAUAAACUCCUGGGUGCCUCUAGCUCUAAGGGUUCUCUCAUCAAAAAGAGCAAAUGGUUCAGCUGAGUGUGUAAGUGUGUAAGUGUGUAAGUGUGUAAGUGUGUAAGUGUGUAAGUGUGUAAGUGUGUACGUGUGUACGUGUGUACGUGUGUACGUGUGUACGUGUGUACGUGUGUAAGUGUGUAAGUGUGUACGUGUGUACGUGAGAGCGGAAAAGAGAAUGGCCAAAUGCCAGAGAAGGACUGAUUACAUUUUAAUGAUCUCUGGUGUGACGUGUUUUAUAUAAAAGAUGAAAUGUGUUCUUGUUUUUUUUUUCCAUAUUUGAGAUCCAGUGUAAAUUGUGUUCUCCAGUUCUCCUCUUCCAGCUUCUUUGUUUGUUAUUAAAUUCUGAAAGCUGCUUGUUUGAUGAAUUUUGGCAAAUAAAUAUUUCAGUAAAUAUAA
Messenger RNA from Astyanax mexicanus (Mexican tetra), 3022 nucleotides. It is a transcript of the gene rbm28, whose product is annotated as RNA binding motif protein 28. The record is from RefSeq and is a predicted model, not a curated record. The transcript has 19 exons. Lineage: Eukaryota; Metazoa; Chordata; Actinopteri; Characiformes; Acestrorhamphidae. Gene Ontology annotation, molecular function: RNA binding. The coding region runs from base 263 to 2647 and encodes 794 amino acids.